Messenger RNA from Neurospora hispaniola, 1056 nucleotides. RefSeq names its product vacuolar protein sorting-associated protein 74. Lineage: Eukaryota; Fungi; Ascomycota; Sordariomycetes; Sordariales; Sordariaceae. Bases 1 to 1056 code for a protein of 351 amino acids. Gene Ontology annotation, molecular function: phosphatidylinositol-4-phosphate binding. Gene Ontology annotation, biological process: Golgi vesicle budding; Golgi to plasma membrane protein transport; Golgi organization. Gene Ontology annotation, cellular component: trans-Golgi network; cytosol; Golgi cisterna. The transcript is spliced from 4 exons. The record is from RefSeq and is a predicted model, not a curated record.
AUGGCAUCAACAUCAGGCUUAACCCGGCGCAGGGGCGCGGGAGGAGGCAGCAGCGACGUCGGCGGCGGCGGCGGCGGCGGCGGCGGCGGCACUUCCGACACGAGGGACGUUGGGCCCGACACGAGCUACGAGACGGGCGAGAACGGACACAGGAUUGCCUUCGACCCCCGCGACCUGAGCGAGAGCGCAGAGAGGAGCAAGCAACCCAAGCUAACGCUGAUGGAGGAGGUCUUAUUGCUUGGCAUCAAGGAUCGCGAGGGCUACCUUUCGUUCUGGAACGACAACAUCUCCUAUGCUCUUCGUGGAUGCAUUGUUCUCGAGCUGGCCUUCCGCGGCCGCAUCAGCAUGCAAAAGGACUCUUCCCGGCGGCGCUUCCCCUUGGCGGACCGAAUUAUCGAAGUCAUUGACGACACUCUAACGGGUGAGGUAUUGCUAGACGAGGCCCUGAAGAUGAUGAAGACGAGCGAAAAGAUGAGCGUCAGCUCCUGGAUUGACUUGAUGAGCGGCGAAACCUGGAACCUAAUGAAAAUCGGCUACCAACUCAAACAAGUCCGCGAGCGGCUCGCAAAGGGUCUGGUCGACAAGGGCAUCCUGCGCACGGAAAAGCGCAAUUUCCUACUGUUCGACAUGGCCACACACCCCGUGGUCGAGGGCGCCGCCAAGGAGGACAUCCGACGGCGUGUGCGCAACGUGCUGACGCAGCGCACCGUCGUGCUCACCCCGACCCAGUACCUGCCCGAGGACCUCGAGUUCCGGUACGUGCGGACAAUCGCCAUGGUGUGCGCGGCGCACGCGGCCAACGUGCUCGAGAACGCGCUGAGUACCCUUGGCCACGAGGCGAGGGAAAACGCCUUUUCCAUGGCGGACGAGCUGUUGUUGCAGUAUAGCCAGUGGCCGUUUGCGGCGAGGCCGUUGCCUGGUGGGAAUGGUGGGGUGGGGGCGAACUUGCCGCAGGUUAUUAAUGAGGAGGUCAACAAAGCAAAGGACAAGGAGCUCCAGCUCGAAGUCGUGGCGGCUUGCUUGAGCGUAUUCACUCGCCUUGACUCCCUGCUCUAG